AUGAAAGCAACGUGUAAGACCCGCCUACCUGGAAUUCCGCCUUAUUAUGCUCUUCAAACCAUGUUGAUAGAGCUAAUGGAGGUGCCAGAACUAAACAGCCUUAUAGUUGUGAAAGACAAUGAGUUGAAUGCAAUCGAGAACCCAGUUACCAUGAUUACUAUGAUCGGUUUCCAUCGAUAU
Molecule: messenger RNA, 180 nt
Organism: Penicillium verrucosum
Lineage: Eukaryota; Fungi; Ascomycota; Eurotiomycetes; Eurotiales; Aspergillaceae
Exons: 2
Source: RefSeq, a predicted model, not a curated record